AACCCCCAAUGCGCACUUCCCAACAGUAAUUCUCUCUCUGUUUUAUCUUUUUGUUGGUUACUGAAGACGCGCGCAGUUCAUCAAAACGGCGGCAAAUCCUCCGGGAAGGGUGGUUCUUUAUAUGCCGGCUAGUCUGAUCCGGUGAGUGUUGGAGCAUGAAGUUCUGGAAGAGCCUCAGCGGACUGAUCGAGGAGACGUUGCCUGAUUGGAGGGACAAGUUCUUAUCGUACAAGGAUUUAAAGAAGCAGCUGAAGCUGAUCUGCCCCAAGCCGGCUAACAAAAGGCCCAGAUUGGAGAACUCGGAUCUAGCAGACGGCGGGGAUUGCGGAUGCAGGGAGAAAACUGAGGUGGCUAAGGAGGUGAUCGAUUUCGUUCGUUUGUUGGAACAGGAGGUGGAGAAGUUCAAUGCGUUCUUCGUUGAAAAGGAAGAGGAGUAUGUCAUUAAAUGGAAGGAGCUGCAAGACAGAGUGGCAAAGGCUGAGGAUUCCAAUGAUGAAUUGAUGAAAGUGGGAAGAGAGAUUGUGGAUUUUCAUGGAGAGAUGGUUUUGUUGGAGAAUUACAGUGCACUUAAUUACACAGGACUGGUGAAGAUCUUAAAGAAAUAUGACAAACGAACUGGUGGUCUCAUUCGCAUGCCUUUCAUUCAGAAGGUCUUGCAAGAACCAUUCUUCAAAACUGAUGUGCUUAACAAGCUUGUAAAGGAAUGUGAAGCAAUACUUGAUCACGUGUUCUCUAUGAACAUAUCAUCAUCACUUGAAGAAACUAAGGAUGAUAAUGAGGGUCCCAACCAUUCCACUCUGAGUAAAGAAAUUCCUUUAUGCGUUCCUAAACAACUUGCUGAUAUUGAGCAUAUGGAGAGUAUGUAUGUUAAGCUAACUUCAUCAGCAUUGCGUGUUUUAAAGGAAGUUCGUAGUGGAAGUUCAACACUGAGCAUUUUCUCACUGCCUCCUAUGCAAAGUAAUGCCUUGGAGGAGGACUGGAAGAAAAUUCCUGUCUUAGAACAGAUCGCCAAAUAGCUUUUAACAUCUGGGGGAGUGAAAGAGAUGGAUCAUAGAGAGUUUUCCAUUUCCAAUCCCUCUCUCCCUCGCCUUUUACUUGUCCAGGCUAAUUUUUUCAGUAAAUUGGCUAACACUAGAUUAUGUACACCAACUGUUGUAUCUUUAAAUUAAACUACCCUUUGGAAGAGGGA
This is a messenger RNA of Carica papaya (papaya), 1189 nucleotides long. Its product is annotated as SPX domain-containing protein 1-like. The record is from RefSeq and is a predicted model, not a curated record. NCBI's taxonomy places the organism in Eukaryota, Viridiplantae, Streptophyta, Magnoliopsida, Brassicales, Caricaceae. Gene Ontology annotation, biological process: cellular response to phosphate starvation.